AAUAUUGGACAAAUGAUUUUGAAAUGUUGAAGGCGAAAACCGAGCAAGUUUUUAACGCCACCGUUAAAGCGAGUAACUUCUGCUAGCAGACUACGUUUUCCUAUCGACAUUUUUGUUUAUACUUCACACGCUUUACGUACAUAAUACAAAGUUGCACAGGCCUAAAGAAGGUGCAAAAGACAUGGCAGAUUCAGCUUUAGAAUUAGAAGAGAAAGUUGUUCCCAAGAUGGAAAAUCGAACAACAAAGUCGCAAGGACAUGCUUCCUCUAGUGACGAUAAAAAGAUCACCCUGUUAUCACUCAAUGAUGAUGUUUUCCAAGAAAUACUCUCACAUUUGUCUUAUGAUGAAAUUGCAAAGUUGAGACUGGUUGGGCGUCACUUCAAUGAAGUGUGCCAAAAAAUUUUGAAUAAAGGCUUCUUAUCUGUUCAACGAUAUCACAAUCGUUGUCUCAAAGAGAUGAAAGCCAAGUUACCGAGAAGGGAAUCUGAGAGAAGAGCUCAUCCUCUUGCAAGGCAUAUUGAUGUUUUAACAGGCAUUGAAACACGCUUGUCUCUCUUGUCAAUGACAUAUUACAAAUAUACGGUGGUUGGAGUGUUCUGUUUCAUUCCAGGAAAAGUACUAGAUGAAUGCUACAGAGUGCUCAGGGAAGUUGUGGUGCACAAAAAUCCUCCAAAGUCAUACGAACUGUUGCAAGAGCUCAGAGACAUUUCAUCCAUGGCCAUGGAGCAUUUUGAGGAACACAUUGUUCCCACCAUGAAGCGAAACCAGAUGAUCAACACCGCCAUCCGCAACAGUUCACCUCGUUUCAUUCGCUGCGUCGCCGAUGCCGACGACAGCGAUUCCGAGUCCACUUUGCCAUCUCCCUCGUCUUCUUCUAGUUGUCCACCGAUGGUCAACAUGGCCAGUAGAACUUUGAACAGUUUUGUCCGUUCUUCGUGCGCUAGUCCCAGCAGUAGCCCAAACUCCAGUCUUUCUUCCAGUAUCAAAAUCGAAUUGGUAGUUCAGCAAAAUCGCUUACUGAUUAACAGCCAGAAAAGGCAGAUCGUCGAUCUCAAAACUAAGGUGAAUGAGAAUGGCAGGAAAAUUGCUGAACAAGACAGAAAAGCUUCUGAACAAGACAGAAAAAUUGCUGAACAAGACAGACUACUCAGCGAGUACAGCAGAAAGCUUAUCCAGCUGGAACAGAAAAUCAGCAACAGUGAGGCUGUGGGCGUCCACGUUCAGCCGGUGGCAACUCCGCCUCCAAGUAGUCGCAAGCGCCAGAUGAAAGUUGAGAGGACCAUCGCCGAAGGAAUUCCUACUGCCAAGCGCAUAAAAGUGGAGAAAACCACCGCCACCAAAGAAUCGCCGGUCGUCGUCAAGCGCAAAGUUCCCUCGUCUGCUCAGUCAAAGUCUGCUCCUCCGAUCGUGGUGCGCAAAACUAUUAGGUCCGCUCCGGUCGUCAAGCGUGAAAUUAUUCGGGCCAUCAAACGAGAAAAGUCUGCCGCCACAAAUUUCACCAUGGCACUGCGCAACCGGAAGAAUUAAAAAUUCAAACCAAUAUGGCGCCAAAAAAAUGAAGAUCGUCUUUUGAAAACCCGGACGGACCAAAUUAUAAAUUAUUUUACUUUUUUUUUCUUUUCAUCGUGUGGUUAAUUUUCAAUUCGAUUUCACAACCUUUUCAGUUCUUUUUUUUUCUUUUGCGAAAUUUUUGGGAGUACGUAUCUAAUCCCCACCAAGUUCAUUUUCUGUUAGCGUUAUUUAAGGAUUUCUCCGUGAUCUGUUCGUCAAACAAAAUGUGUGUGUACAACGGAAUGUUGUACGUGUAAACCGUACUAAACCUGAAACUUAGCGUCGUGGAAGAAAUAGAGUGUCGAAAAAUCAA
Molecule: messenger RNA, 1865 nt
Organism: Daphnia pulex (common water flea)
Lineage: Eukaryota; Metazoa; Arthropoda; Branchiopoda; Diplostraca; Daphniidae
Product: F-box only protein 28-like
Exons: 6
Coding region: 182-1528 (448 amino acids)
Biological process (GO): protein polyubiquitination
Molecular function (GO): protein binding
Source: RefSeq, a predicted model, not a curated record